Paraglomus occultum is the source of this 1635-nucleotide messenger RNA. NCBI's taxonomy places the organism in Eukaryota, Fungi, Glomeromycota, Glomeromycetes, Paraglomerales, Paraglomeraceae. The record is from the annotation of a GenBank genome assembly.
AUGGCAAGCCAACAACAUCAGACUACACCAGUCCCCAUUACAACGAACCGCCAUAUCAUAUCCACUGACCGACCACAUUCGUCCUCCACAAAUUCAACCUCUAACAAAACACUAAAGAUUAGUCUGGAGCCUCUCAAUGAUUCCGUGUAUUUUGCAACAAAAGUGCUGACGUUUGGCUCGGGGCAGGAAAUCCGCAUCGGCAGAGUCAGCGGAAGCAGAAAUCAACGAGAGGCCAGAACAGACAACGGCGUCUUCGUUUGCGAUGUUAUGAGUCGAGAACAUGCCCUACUGAAAGAAAUGAAUGGGAGGAUUUGUAUCAAAGAUCUCAGGAGCACCCACGGUACUUUUGUAAAUGGCGAACGCGUCCAACAAGAACCUAGAUAUUUAAAGCACGCCGAUAUUAUUACUUUUGGUCAUAGUGUCCGAAGGAAUCAGAAUCUCUAUAAGCAUCUUUCGGCGCGCGUAUUGUAUCCGCCUCAAGAAGGUAACCAGCAAAUAUUACCACCGCAGCAUCUUCAGGGGGUGAAAAGAGAUAACGCAAAUGGCAGUGAAAACAGCCAUGUAAAGACAAACGAAACAGAUCACAAUACCAAGCCAUCAAAACACGCAACCGACUCAAAAAGCGAUAAGGAGAGAACGACCAACAUAAAAUUGAAUGUAACAAGUGAUCGUGCUAAGGAAAAGAGCCCAGGACCGAGUGAAGUUCAUAAUAACUUGUUACAAAUACCAACUCUGUCUCCAGAGCGUGGUGACGGGAAAGAACCCGAGAAACCGAUUGAAGAAACCCGCAUCGAACAUGUGGAAGAUCGGAAAGACGGGCAUGACUUAGAAAGUGAACCACCAGCACCGCAGAAAAGUGACGUUGCUUUUGGUAAAAGCAGCGGAGGGACCAGCGAAGCAGCAGAAAAAUCAAAACAUGUGUCGACACCCAACCCAUAUGCAUCUAUACCAAUCCAGCCAUACCCUUCCUCUUAUCACACUACUUCUUCGCGUGCGGAAAACAUAUCUCAACAGAAAUCGCAAUUGACGUUAGAUGUAGACACAACGCUUGGCGUCUCAACAUCAGACACUAAAUCGUCCGCCUCCAAGACUACUUCUGCUGCCUCUUCGGUUAAAAACGCUCAGCCAAUCGCACAAAAUGACGAACAGCCAGUAAAGAAAAUCAAAAAGUCUACAAAAGGUAGAAGUCGCAGUGUGAAGGGAAAGAAAGAGGCUAAAGAAUUACCGACAAACAAGACGCACACUAGUGCAGCCGCCACAACUACGCCUGAAUCUCAGGACAAAAGUUCCGAACAGUCUCCAACACCACCAUCUCCAGAGCUGACGCCAGUCAACGCACAUAGCUCCGACUCGAAUUCUUUUCCUCCACCGGUUCUUACACCUGCAUCCAGUACUCUUAUUUCGAUGACUGUUCCCCCAAAAUCCACGUCGAAAUCCACACAAGCAUCUUCAUCUGGAAAACGUUCAUACAGCGAAACAGAACAAGAUGAUGUUCAGGUUCUUCAAAAUAAAUUAGAAGACGCACGUCGAAGGGUAAAAAGGGCAAAAGUCGGGGACUUUGGAUUGGCAAUAGUGAGUGCUGUAACUGCAUUUAUUGGCGCUGGUUUGGGAGUUACAUAUUUGGCGGGGCAGUGA